Molecule: messenger RNA, 1448 nt
Organism: Cajanus cajan (pigeon pea)
Lineage: Eukaryota; Viridiplantae; Streptophyta; Magnoliopsida; Fabales; Fabaceae
Product: protein LIGHT-DEPENDENT SHORT HYPOCOTYLS 4
Biological process (GO): response to light stimulus; mRNA transcription
Cellular component (GO): nucleus
Source: RefSeq, a predicted model, not a curated record
ACAAAGAAGAAUAUUAAUACAACCAUUAACAAGCGACGAUGAAAAUUUGGGUUUGCUCCACCCUUUUAAGGAAAAAACCCAAUCACUUAGCAAUCUCAGAAAUCAAAGCUACUAAAAAAUACCAACGCUGCUGCCACAGCUACUCUUGUGACCUUUCUAGUAUUGCUCAACAAAUACUUAUAACUUUGCUGCAAAGACCAAAGACGAACGGGCCACUCACACUCCCAUCAAUCUCAUCAUAUUCGAUCUCAACAUCAAUAAAUCUUCUUUUGCUUCACCAUUUGCAGAACCCUAGAACAGCAACCCAGAUAAACUAUUGGAAGACACACACAGAAUCAAAACAAUUAACCUUGGAUCUACAAAGCAAAGCAAGCGCAAGGACCAUGGAUUCAAAUAUUCAAGACUUUAUAGACACAUGUAACUCUGACAACACCUGCAACCUCACCAAUACCACCUCCAUCUUAACCACUAGUGCUACCUCUUCCUCACCUUCUUCAACUUCCAUCACCAACACCAGCAGCCGCUACGAGAACCAGAAGCGCCGUGACUGGAACACCUUCGGCCAAUACCUCAAGAAUCACCGUCCCCCUCUCUCCCUCUCCAGGUGCAGCGGUGCACAUGUCCUUGAAUUUCUAAGGUACCUGGAUCAAUUUGGGAAGACCAAAGUGCACACACCGAUCUGCCCCUUUUAUGGUCACCCUAACCCUCCAGCACCAUGUCCAUGUCCUCUAAGGCAAGCUUGGGGGAGUCUUGACGCUCUCAUAGGGCGUUUGCGUGCAGCUUUUGAGGAAAAUGGAGGAAAACCUGAGGCAAAUCCUUUUGGAGCUCGAGCUGUGAGACUCUACCUUCGUGAGGUUCGUGAUUUGCAAUCCAAAGCAAGAGGGAUUAGCUAUGAGAAGAAGAAACGGAAGCGUCCACAACCUCAGCAACAACCCAUGCCGCUGCCUCAUCAUCCUCUUCCUCCUCCAGGUGCAAGUGCAACUCAUUAAGGGAAUUCAAUUCUCACUCCAUGCCAAAUUCUACUCUUUCUCCUUGUGGCAAAACUCAAAAACUUAAUUUCCAAGUGGGAUCUCUUCUUUUAAUCCCAAUAUGCUUUUAGAAUUGUGAUCUAAUUUAGUAUCAUAAUAUUUAGGGUUUUUUUUUCUUUGUUAAUUUUUUUGUGAAAGCUGCUAUAUCUGGUCGAAAUAGACUGUUUGUCUUUGGAUCCUGUUUGUUCAGGCAGAAGCAAAAGUUUAAAAUUAAAUUCUGGGAUAUCAUGCAUCUCUGCUUUAAAAGCAGACAGUGCGUACUGGUAGUAGACUGAUAGUGCGUGGGGAAGUACUGAAAAGUGGAAGUGAGACUGUGAGAGAGUGAAUGGAUAUACAUGGAGGCCAUGAUCCUGUGAUGAGAAACCAAAAAGUAUGAUAUUAUUAUUCAUAGUUAUAUAUAUAUCUACUUCUUUGUGUCAA